This is a messenger RNA of Dictyostelium discoideum AX4, 681 nucleotides long. The record is from the annotation of a RefSeq genome assembly. NCBI's taxonomy places the organism in Eukaryota, Evosea, Eumycetozoa, Dictyosteliales, Dictyosteliaceae.
AUGAGUACAUUGGGAUUAUUAAUUAUGUUAUUAGGAAUAAUUAUAAUGUGUACACUUGUAAUUUUACGAAGUGUAAAUCCAAUUUAUUCAAUUUUAAAUUUAAUUGUAAUUUAUGGUUGUUAUGCAUCAAUCUUAUUAACCGUAGAAAUGGAAUUUUUAGCUUGUAUUUAUAUUUUAGUUAAUGUAGGUGCAAUUGCAGUAUUAUUUUUAUUUAUUGUCAUGAUGAUUAAUAUAAAUAUUGUUGAAAUCCAAGAAACAAUGAAAAAAUAUAAUAUAUACAUGAUUGUUGGUAUAAUAGGAGUCGUAGGUCUUCUGGGUAUAUUAAUCACAAAUUAUCAAAUUAGAAUAAAAGAAGAGGUAAUUGCAGAUUUUAGUAUGUUUUUAAUAAAUUCAGAAGUUGUCCAAUUACAAGCAACUCCAAGUUAUUUAGAUUUUUAUUCAUUAUUUGUAGAAACGACAGAUAUACGAACAAUGGGUAGCAAUGUUAUUUAUGGAAGUUACAGUAUUUGGUUUAUUAUGGCAUGUAUCAUUUUAUUAAUAGGUAUGGUUGGAGUAAUCUAUAUUACUGAAGAUUUAAUUAUUGAAAAAAGAACAUUAAAUGAAAGACGGCGACAAGAUAUUAAUUCUCAAGUAUUACGAGAAUAUAAAAUAACGAUAAGAAAUUACAGAGAAAGUAAAUAA